UCAUACAUAUUUAUACCAAAUGCAUAAGUAUACAAAUUUGGCUAUUCCUCUUCUCCAAAUAUUUAGAAUACUAUUUGCCAAUUUUUCAAUAUAAAGCUUGAAAGCUCAUGAUUUGGACUGUGCGAAUUAGUCUGAUAAAGUGUCACGGCCUCACAAGUCCUGGAUUAACAGGUCAAAGGUGGAUUCGUUCGUAGUCACAUUUUUGUCACAGUUCUCAAAAUCUCAACUCACAUCUUUCUUGUUUCCGUUUUUUUGCAGAAACUGGAGCAUGCUUAUUUGCCCCGAUUUUCCACCGAUCGCGGUAAGAGUUGCUGCAGCUGGAAAGUGAAAGCCCAGCAGAAGAGGCAACUCCUCCUCCUCCUCCUCCACCGAUCCACACCCACCAAUAACAUCGAGAUGUUGCGUGGGUUGUACGAGUUUCGCCCCAUCAACGACAAAACACUCGGUUUUCGGAGUCACGACCUCCUCCUCUUUCUCGAACCACACGCCCGAGAUAAGAACUGGCUGCGGGUCGCGGACGCUCACGGGCACGUCGGCUUCGUCCCCAUCAACUUUAUCCACGUCUUCAAAGAGACCACGUCCGAAGGCCUGCUCGCCUUUUUGGAUGAAGCAAUACGACGAGCGAGACGUGACCAUUUGCCAACUUUGGAGCUACUUUGUGCCGUCAGACAGAACAUUGUUACGUCGCCAUAUACGACGGAAGAACAUGUGAAACAGAUUGAUAGAGAAGUAGCCCAAUUGAGGGAGAAAGCGGCAGAGGGGACAAACUAUGACGAUGGGCAUAAGAGGCAAGUAUCUCCACGGGACAGGGGAGAUCAUCACCAGCAGCAACAAAUUCUACCCCCAGCAAGGUCACCGGGUCGGCCGAAACAGGGCGAUUUCAUUUCUACCCCGUCAGGCAGGAUGGAGCAGCAGCAUCAUGUUUCCAGCGGGGGCGAUAUUGCAUUCCCCCCAGGAAGCGAGAGGUCAAAGAAGAAGGAAAAGAGUAGUCGGAAACCACACCCUCCUCCUGCUGAACCGUAUCAGGAUGACGUUGUACAAUACUCACAACUUCAGGUUAUCCACCCACACACCAUCAUGCCGCAGCAAGUGGGAAUCAUAAACAAUUCCGACCUGGUGGCGGAGUACGUACGAAGUACGGUCUGUGUUGGACCCCACUUGGGAGGAUCGCACGACUUGACGGGUCACCGAGCAGAGGGCAACAACCAUGACCUCUUCCCCAACAUGGGCCUACUUCAGGAGCCGCCUCCUUAUUGUGAUCAUGAUUGUGGUUGUGGAAAGCCGAGACGUCCCCCUGGCAGGAGAUUCAGUCAGGACGAUUUAAUAGCUCCAUUUAAUGGAAGUCUUCUUGGGGCCGAGUUGGUCGACAUUGUCAGGAAUGCGACCGGAUUGAGCCAUAAACUUAGUCAAGAUGCUACUGAAGCUGUGCUAAAUUUCGUGAUUGAAACGUUCCGACGUGACGAGUGGGACAAAGUGGGACUACUUCUGAGCCACUUGGAGGUCACUCCACGCGCUGUGAGCCAAGAAUUGGGAAUAAUUGCAGUGAGUCCAGAUGCCAAAACGAUUCGGACCAUAUUCAAUCGAUUGACGCAGUGCAAAGAAGAUGAGCAGCAAAGGAGUUGGGCCUUGCAUGAGGAUGAAUCCAUGAUUUUGGAUAACUUGAGAAAACUUAAUAAAAUUUUGAAUGAUGCGGACCCCAGCAUUUCCAAAUUCGUGAUGGAAUCAGAUCAAUAUCGAAGUGUUAAUGCACUCGUGUUGUACUACCAGAUGGAAACGCGUUGGUCAAUUCGAACCAAGUUAGUGGGUUGUUUUAAAGCAAUGUGUUGCAUUGAUGAGAAAGCACAUUCCGUUCUCCUUAAUUCCAUCCUGCCUAUGGAGCUGGCAAGAGAAAUGCGAGAAAACAAAGACAAUGCGGACAGGAUGCGAAUGUGUGCUGACCUACUCGUGAUUCUCCUCAGUUCUGGAGAACCCAUUCCUAUAACACAUUACGACUACUUGGACUCGUUUUUUCUUGAUUUUGUUUUCGAAACCAUUGAAAACCCUCCAAACCAAGAUGAGAAGAUUACAGACUGCAUGGUUGGUUGUCUGUUUGCCUAUAAUCUCCAAUUUUUCGGAGAAAAGGACAACUUGAUUAUCGCCACGUUGGAGAGGCGUCACAAUGCGAACGUAUUUACGCAAAAAGUCAUUUACUUUUUGAACCGUGGAGUUGACCCCGUUGAUCUCCUCGCACAUAAGAGGAGCAUUCCAAACUCGGUUCUAAAACUUACCACGGACAUCUUCACCUCGAAACGAGGAGCAGAUUUGUUUUAUACAAACGACAUCAAAGUAUUGAUCGAUAUUGUGACGAGAUGUGUUACAGAUCUUUCUGCUGGUGACGAGACGCGAACCUCCUACCUCAAGUUGAUUCAAGUGAUAAUACGAAAUUCCAACUUUAUCGAGCACAAACAUCGUCACGAUGACUUGGUCCACUGCUUCUCAUCCAUUAUUCAAGAGGAGGAAGAAGUAUCUCGACGAGAUCAGUCCAUCGUCAAAGGAAUCGUGACCGAGUUUCCAACCCUGUUUGGACUGCCGUGCUAGAUGUCAAACGAACUAAAAUUGAUGCCUCCUCUCCACCCAUCCAACAAUUCGUUGCUACUCAUUAAUUAAUAGUCAGUCCUUAAAGUAGGAAUCAAUAACUCAUUGCCAAAAUCGUCGUCGAAUCGUCAAAACAAAUUUUAUCGACAAAUUAGUUGUCAGUAAGGCGAUUAAUAGAAUUUUUUAAGCCAGCUUUGAUGAGUUCCAAUUUUUCUAAAGGCUUCUUAAACUUGAGAUCUCCCCCUUCAAAAACUAUCAAAAUCUGGAGUGUAUAUUUCUUUAAACAAUUGGCAAAGACUUGCUGUACACAUUAGUCGCCCAGAAUUUUAAAAUAAAUUCCCAGAAAUGGUUACAAAUGUAUUGAUUUUUACGAUUGUGGCAAUGGGUCUUUGAGUAAUUAUAGUAAGUUGUUGCUACUGAUAUUUAGUGUGACGUCGAAUGUAGAGAUUAUGACGAUAGCCACAGCUACAUACGUAGACGUACUAUUUCCAGUUUUCUAGUGAUUACUAUCGUCACCACAUUACCAUAAUAUUUAUAAAUAUGUACCCUACAUUAGAGUUUUAAUGUGAUGAUGAUGAUGCUUUUUGUUAAGCAUGAAUGUCACCCUGUGAUUAUAUUUGACUCCUCUGCAAUUUAUUUAAUUUAAAUGCACAACUUUAAUAUAAUGUUUUUCGUUGUCCAGUUGAAAAUUGCAUAUAUAUUCAUUUCUUACAAUGGACGUCGCCCAACGUAUGCUCUCCGAGGUUGAGAAAACUAGUCAUCGACUCAUCGAUCACAAAUUCGACUAAUAUGAAAUUUGCAAAAGACGCGAUCUCCUAACGCUGAGGUUUGACAGAUAAAUUAGCAUCCAAAGAAGAGAAAGUGCGCCCUAAAGUUAGCAAAUUUUACACUUCCCAAAUUUACUGCGCGUUUUCUCCUCUUCAGAUGCAAAUAUCUCUGCCCAACGUGCCAAUUGGGAGAUCACAAAUUCACAAAUUUCAUAUUAAUUAGAUUUGUAAUCACCAAUUUUCUCAAAAUCGGAGAACACACGCUGGGAGACCUUCAUUGUUAGUUUAAGGCGAAAACGUAUAUAAACGUGAACAUCGAACUAGUCCUAGAUCGCACUGUGUGUAUAAACAAGCCAUGUUGUUAUACCAGCUCAAACUCAACUAAAUUAUGUAACUUUAGAGUAUAAACAAGGUUGAAAUUAUGUGAAAAACGAACUGUGUGCCAUAAAAUUGCCCACAAUAAUCUCUCAAUUUCACCAUUACUACUACCAACUAUAAAACCCAACUAAUAUUCCUAGUCCUUACUUACAUAUAAGUUAUUACAUAAAGAUUGUUGCACCAAAAGUUGCUUAAGAAGAAAAUGAUGCACAUUUUAUAAACACAGUAUUAUAAAAUACUCCUCAAUUAACUGCUAAAUAUUUAUUGUUAUGCAAUUCCUCUUCCUCAGUAGUAAUAAAACAAAAUAAAAAUCUGA
This is a messenger RNA of Folsomia candida, 4035 nucleotides long. RefSeq names its product NCK-interacting protein with SH3 domain. The coding region runs from base 397 to 2577 and encodes 726 amino acids. Gene Ontology annotation, biological process: endocytosis. Gene Ontology annotation, molecular function: protein binding; Arp2/3 complex binding. The transcript has 12 exons. The record is from RefSeq and is a predicted model, not a curated record. Lineage: Eukaryota; Metazoa; Arthropoda; Collembola; Entomobryomorpha; Isotomidae.